GUUAUUUUUAAGAUAAAAAAAUAUUUUUUAUUUUGUAUUUCUAAAAUAAAAAGAUUUAAUGAAAGCUGUGUUCAUGAGUUUGCGCGUUAAGUAAUUUCUAACCUGUUUCUAUAAUGUUUGAAGACAUAGUUUUUGAAACUUGAAAAUGUGCCUGUAGUUUAAGAAAUUACUUCGAAACAUCAAUAUUACACGUGUGUACAUUGAAAAAUAUGCAAUUAAAAAUGUCAAAAUCGUUUAAUCAAAAUGCUGUAAAGCAGUUAUUACUGCAAGAAAAUAAAUUUAUUUUAGAUAUAUUUUCAAAAAUGCCAAUAUCUGAAUCAGACAAUAUUUUCUCAAGUUUAAGUGAAAAAAAGAAAAGAGCACAAACAUUUGAAGAGUUACAUGCUAAAUUAGAGGGGUUAAAAAAUAUUAAACGACUAGAAUAUAAAGAAAAGCAGUUAAAAAAGAAUCUGAAAACCAGAAUAAAAAAGAUAUCAAAGAAGAAAGAGCGAUUGAUGCAAAAAAAAGUAAUAAAGAGAGAACAGAAUGGUGACACCUUAUUUGAAAUAAAAAAAGAAGAUAGUGAAAUACCAAAAAUUCCAAAACCAAAGCCUGUGUUUAAUUCAGAAGGUAAAAUGGUAUUUAGUAAGUUUGAUUUUUCUGAAAUUGGAACAAAGAAAAAACCACCCAAAAAGGAUACAAAAAGAAUGUUGCUCGAGUUGAAACAAAAAAAAGAGAAGUUAAAAACAAUGGAAAAAUUAGGUGAAAAAGAAAGAGUAGAAGAAAUUAAAGAAAAGGAUGCAUGGAAGGCAGUUUUGGCAAAAUCUAGUGGUGAAAAGGUGAAAAAUGAUCCAGAUUUACUUAAACGAACACUAAAAAGAAAAGAAGAUAAAAAAAAACAAAGUGCAAAAAAAUGGGAAUCUAGAUUAGAAAAUGUACAAAAAGGAAUUCAAGAAAGGCAAAGUAAACGACAAAAUAAUAUUACAAAGAGAAAGAAAGAAAAGAAGAUAAAUAAGUUAAAAAAGGCAGCUAAAAAAGGACGAAAAAUACUCCCUUCUUCUUCUUUCAUUCAUCCCCCUUAAAAUUAACACAUCUUUAAGACUACACCUGGAAGAAAAAGUAACUCAUAUGAGAAACACAUAUGAAAGAAUGAGUUCUGUUUGUCGUUUCUACGUUCAAAAUAUUGAUCCCAAAAAAGUUACCAGAGCAAUUAAAACAAUUCAAACCAAGGCAACAAGUCUGGAAUUAGCCAUAGAAAAGACCGAUCUGAUAUGGUUUGGAAAUUCUCCCUGGGUGCUCAUCACAACCAUUCAAAGAUAA
This is a messenger RNA of Heterotrigona itama, 1299 nucleotides long. The record is from the annotation of a GenBank genome assembly. Lineage: Eukaryota; Metazoa; Arthropoda; Insecta; Hymenoptera; Apidae.